Messenger RNA from Ruditapes philippinarum (Manila clam), 7125 nucleotides. RefSeq lists its product as uncharacterized. The record is from RefSeq and is a predicted model, not a curated record. Gene Ontology annotation, biological process: signal transduction. Lineage: Eukaryota; Metazoa; Mollusca; Bivalvia; Venerida; Veneridae. Bases 2668 to 4572 code for a protein of 634 amino acids. Gene Ontology annotation, molecular function: protein binding. The transcript has 2 exons.
UAAUUAUGUACUUUACAGGUAAAUGAAUACCGUAUUUUGAGAAGGUUUCAGAUUUUCUGUAUUUUAAUUAAAAUAGUUCAAGAAUAUGUCGAUAUAUUAUAUCAUAAUGUAAAAUAUAUAAAUAUACUUCGUACAUUUGCCUUUGGACCUUAAAUUUUUAUUAACAUGUAUGUGUAACACAAGAAAUUGUAAUACGUUUUGGACCUUACUUUUUCGUAGAAACAAUUAUUCACGUCAAGUUGAUAAUAUGAUUGAUUCAUAUCUUUAGGACAUUAAAGGGAGACACAGGCAAAAUUUGCAUUUCUUCGUUUUGAUUAUUUUAUUCAUUAUUCUGUAAAUGUCCCAAAAUAAAUACACUAGGCAGUCGUUGGAAUAUAACUUUACUCCUUUUAAAGAAUAAGAUGCUGGUUUUCUUACUUGACCAACGUGGGUCAGUUUAGAGCGUUAAGAUUUCACAAUGGUUGCCACAGUGAACUCUGGAAACGUUAAAAAACAUGUCAAAUGAAUGACUUAUACUUGUCUCAGUCAUUCAAUAUCCACAAUAUCUGUAAUUGUACCUUCCAGGGUUUGUCCAAUUCACAUGGCUUGUUUUAAAACUACUUGGUGAUUCUGUCGGCGUCUAAAAUUCGUUCAAUAUAUCUAGAUAUUUUACGCUUCAAACUCAUAAUAUAUAGAAUUUAUGCAGAAAUUCAAGCGUGAUUUAAUUAAAUUAAUUUUUUUUAUAUUUUAAAAUUAAUUUUAAUAUCUAUGUCAUUUAUUUGCCUGAGUAUCCCUUUAAAACAUGAUAUGUACAACAAGUAGGUACUACAUACUAUCAAAUGGUUGAACAAGAACUAUAAACCUUACUCAAUUUGUGCUAGCACAUAUUUCAGAUUUAGUUUCAUUAAUUUAACAAGAUCAACACUUAAACUGACGUUUAUAUCUCUGCAGACACAUGGACAUAUUUGUGACAUACUUUUUUCAGCUGCAUUUUACAGUUUCAAUAUCUAAUGAUAUACAAAUUUUAACGUUUGUUUGUGAUAUGCAGGCUUCAGAACCUCAGUUCCCCUUUCAAAAUUUCGUUUUUUUAGUUCCGCCCAUUGCUUUCUCGUUUCGGGCACACGCAUUCUUUUACUUGGGGACCAUACACACUUUCUGUGGAAUAGCAUGUCAGUGUCACAUUAAAGGCUCCAUAUGAACCGCCGUAUGAACACAUUUGCGGUUGUUUCUAAAUUUAAAAUGUCACCAUUUUCGUGUUAAAAUUCUAUUUCAGCAAUUGCUAGCGAGCGUGGACCAAUACCGUCCAUGAACAGGAUCAAUCAAACCGAGCCUGUAUUAUUUUUUUUUUUCAUUUUGACGUAUUGGACUUUCUUUGUGUAUUCUUUUUUUCUCUAUUUGAACAAAGGAAUUUUAAUGACAAAACCAAAACUUAAAAAAUUAGAAAUUACCUUAACCGUAAAACUACUUUGACCGUCAAGGUUUCGUUAGAUGUAUGUUGUAAAGUUGUCAGAUUAAAUUUUUCGUUUACAGUUUUGAUCCUUUUUUGAACAAAAACCACUUAUGACAACGGUCAUGAGAAAUGUUUCAUAUAUUGCAAACAUCAACAUUAAUAACACCGACAUUCUGCAUAAUUUGAGUAUGACCUUGAUCUAUAAAUGACCUUGAAUGUCACUGUAUAGAUUUCUACUAUAUUUUGUUCAAGAAAAUGAUCUUUUCUUUGAAACAUCUACAUUUCUUCUCUGAUUUAGAAAUAAGAAAAAAUCUAGCGUGGCCCCACUUAGCGGUGUCUCUUUUUAAAACUGUUUACACGGACAUGGCUUUGAUUUAAAGUUGUUAAUUUAUAACAUUGUUUUUGUUAGCACAUUUUUAUACUGUUAUCAAUAAACCUCUGUGAAACGAAAAUAGUUCACAUUUUUAUUUAUAAAUUUUGAUAAUUAAAUAGAUCUUUCUGAACGGUAUCUCACAUUUAAAACAUUUUUCGAAACCUUUUUCAUAUUUUGCCCUACAAUUAAUGAAACUUUUUCAAUGAGACUAUUUUAAAUAUCUUUAUGAACUUCCUUUAAAUAAAUAUUUUAUAUAUUAUUCAUACUUGUGUAGGUAUCAUUAUCCUUUUGAACUAUCAUUUCUUGCACGGUAACACAAAACAGGCUAUAUAUUUAAUACCAAAAGUUAAACUGUUAUAAUAUUACUUUACUCAUUUAUGCAUGCAUAUUGCAGUCAGCAUCAGUAUUGGAGGGUCUUGAUGUAUUCGAUAAUGAUGUUCUUUACUAUGACAUUUACCAAAAAGCUUUAUCUGAAGGUGUAGAAAAUGAUAAAACCAUCCGAGUUAAUGUUGUUGGUAAUUUUGCCCAAGGAAAAACAUCAUUGUCUAAUAUCCUUGUUGGAAAACAAUCGGUGGACGUUCAGAGCACCAAUGGUGUUGAAAUAAUACACUGUAAAUACUCUAAUGAUCAUGAAAGUGUCACGUUUUGUUCACUGAGCACUUCACCUGGAGACAAAGAAUACCACAGACGUAUUGCUUCAUUAGUACAGAUUGAGAAAGAUGAGAAAAAAUCUAAUCAAAGAACAGAUAAUUCAAAAUUUAUCAACUUAAACGAAACAAGUACAGAAAGUAACGUCAGAAGGACAGGCGUUAAGAAGCAUACCGGAAAGAGCUGUCCUCUUUCAAAAGAUUUUCUAAAGGUUUCAAUGCUGAUCGACAUGAAUCAGUGUGUCCCGUUUAAUGCGGAUGGAGAUCUACAGUUCUGGGAUUUUGGGGGUCAGUUUAUCUUUUAUGCAACACAUACCUUAUUUCACAGCAAGACUUCUGUUUAUCUCGUUGUUUUCGAUUUAACCAAACCGUUAUCAGCUAUUGUAGAGGAUACAGAAUUUCCGAAUGAAUCAGUAAGAAAAAGCAUACAGCAGUAUGCAGAAUACUGGAUGAGAUCCAUACAUUCUUACGUUGGGUCCGACGAUGGUUUACAGCCUCCAGUCAUUCUUGUAGGUACUCAUAAAGACUUACUCGAAGGCGAUGACAACAUGAGGCAGAAAUUUGCAGACGAUUAUUUUGAUAACAUAAGGAAACUUUUCGAAGACACGCCAAUUAUUAAUCAUAUUCAGGCAAAGGAUUUUGCAGUCGAUUGCACCAAUCCUAGCGACAGUAGCAUUGUUGAACUGCGUAAAGAAAUCAUACGUCUUGGUGCUAAUUUAGAAGAGAAAAAAAUUCCUGCAAGGUGGCUACCUCUUGAAAAGGAAUUGCUUGCCAUGAAACAUAGAAAGAUAAUUAUGUAUAGCGAAGUAGAGGUAAUUAAUGCACAAACAGACAUUCCGCUGACAGAUAAGGAACAUAUUAAAGUGUUCCUUCUCUAUCAACAUGCAAAAGGAAACCUAUUUUACUUUGACGAAGAGCCACUAUCAGCAUACAUUGCGCUGGAUACUCAAUAUGUUAUUGACGCAUUUAAAUGUAUAAUAACAUCAGAGAGAUUUUGCAAGAAAGAUCCUACAUGUCGCCGUCUCUGGAAGACUCUUACACAGGAAGCAAAAUUAGAAAUGCAAUUGCUAGAGAGAGUUUGGAGUACCGAUGAAAAAAACAACUUUCUGAAACACAAAGACGUGCUACUGAUGUUGAUGCAAAGGCAUUAUAUCAUUUCCGAAGCAUUGAGUUAUGACGACAAAACAGAAGAGACUAAAGGACUUGGCUAUUAUGUUGUACCAUGCUUCCUUCGCUUAUACAGAGCUAAUGAGCCUGUAAAAGAAUUACUUUCUGGAAGACAACAGACGUUGCUGAAGUUUGUCAUGUCCUUUACUAUCUCUCCACUAGUGCAGAUAGUGUAUUAUCGUGUCAUUGCAGCUUUGGUUGGAAAAUGGGAGAUAGUAUCCAUUAACAGUCCCGAACAAGAGAAGCAGGUAUUGCUGUAUGAAAAUCUGGGUGUAUUCAAACUUGACCGUUACCAUGUUGGAAUAAUUGAACAUCAUCAGGGUUUCAUUGAUUUAAGUGUCCAGAAACUUUGUAAGUCGGGUAUUAAUGCUGCCAUUGUCGACUUGUUUCGUCGAUUUGUGGUUUCAAACGUCAUGAACGAAUUUAAAAAGCAUAGACAGGCAUCAAAAAAACAAAGAAGCCCUUUUGAGAUUUGUUUCAAAUGCAACGAAAAAAGUCACUGCUUUGGUGGAAGUCAACAAACUGUGUCAUUGGAAGAGCUUCAAGAAUCAACGGUUGAACCUUGCCCAGAUAUGAUCAAAGGCCAUGAAAUAAGUACACGACAGGCAAUUUCUGAAUGGUUUCAAGACCACUUGAACAUAAGAUUGAAAAAUGAUUACGUGUUGGGAGAAGAACAACUCAUCAAACUGUGUAACACAGUAGGAAAAAAUUGGCAGAUACUUGGAAUCAAACUUGGUUUAAGCAAUGUACAAAUAGAGCAAAUAGAAUUGGAUAACCAAACCACAGGAUUGAGGAUAUUUAAAAUGCUUUUGAAAUGGACUGCUCAGAGGCAAAAAGAGGCCACAUUCAAUACACUUAUUCAAGCUAUGAAAUCAGCAACAGAAGUAUCCGUUGACUGGGAUAAAGUUAAAAACAUCGGCGAGGAAAUAGAAUCAAAAAAUAGCACCGGACUUUAGCACUACAGACAAGUACUGUAUACAAAAACUAAAAGACAAAACAUGGCAAUGACUGUGUUACUCAGAUGAGCUGAAAGGCGUCGAAUUUCUUAUUGGAGUAUCCAAACAUAGUAUCGAAACAAAAAUAUUAUAAUCGUAUAAAAGAAGGUGUUGCAAAAAAACAACUUUUAAUUAGAAUAUGGAGAUAUUGUUGGAAAUUUGAUAUGAUAUAAUUAUUCAAUUAAAAUAUAAUGUUUGCAAUAAUCGUUUAAAAUGCUGUACUGCUGUACAAAGGAAUUUAGAUAAUUAAUAAAAAUUGAAGUGUUAUGAGACUUGGAUGAAAUAAAAGUUCUUUGUGUAUCUAACUAUACGCUCAAAACCGUAUAUCAACAGAGACAAAACGAAAAAAUAUUUGCAACAUUUUUCGCAAUGUUAAAAAGACCUUAUUGCAUUUGUUUUCACUACAGUACUAUAAUCUGUAAAUGAACUUCGAAACACAGGGGUGUAUCUCCAAGAAAAUAAUUGCAGAGUGUUUCAAUUUAGUUUGUCAUUUGGGUUAUAGAAAUAAUAAAACACUAUCCCUGUUGUUAAAACAUGUUUCCCCUAAAGAAUUGUUACUAAUCUGCGAGCAUCUGUAAAUGGCUUCUUCCACUUUCGUCACUAGGCUUCUUCCACUUUCGUCACUAUUUAUAUCUUAGAACAGGACGAUUUGUGAUAAACAUAUUUCAUGAAACAACGUAAUUUGCUUUAUUUUGCUUUACUAUUAUUAUAGUUUAUUUUAUAAUAUUUAUUCUUGUUUAUUUUGAUCGAUCACUUUACAACAUCUGAACAUGUUUGAUGUAUUUGUUAUGAAUAUGUAGAAGACAAAAUAGUGAAGCUGUGUUAUCAUGUGUAUGAAAUAAGAGCUGCUGAAACAACAUGGUAGCCUUUGGCUAAUAAUUCUUCACGUGAUAAAAUAGACAACUGAAAAUAAAACUAAAAUUGGAUAAAUUACCGUCAUAUUUGUAUCUUAUUAUUUCACAAGAAUUUCGCAUAUUUAAUAAAUGUAACAUUUUGUUUGUUAUCGCACAUUACCAUAUUUGUGCAUUUUAACACAUAUCUCUUGUAAAUUUUUUUCUGACAGCACACUUGUUUAAGUUUGUUUUUAUCAUGACUUGAUUAAAAUGAUUUAUCUGUGGAUAUUGAAAGACAUAUUGAGCUGUGAAUGUGGAAUAUAAUGUUAAAAUAUCAUGUCUCCAGACUCAUGCUAAUUUUCAUGAAAAAAAAAAUGAAAAUGAUUUUUAUGAGGAAAACAUUUGAAGAGAACAAAUACAUUAUUUUACUCGUUGCAAUUGACACUCACGAUUCACUUAAAUUACCCAAAUGAGGUCAAAAUAGGCAAGAAGAGCCCUUACUGCGUUAGUCACGCAGUAAAAAUACGGUGCUAAAUACUGCAAUAUCGGUCAUUAGUUGCACAUAACAUGUAUAUAAGUACUUUUAUCUUAGAUUUUUUAACUUCACUAAACCUCUUAAUACGUUUUCUUCAAGUUUAUUUUUCUUAAAAUAUUUUGGCUCAUCUGGAUGCGCGCAAUUCUAAUUGAUGUGCAAAACUUACAUACUUUGUUAAUUUGAUAGAAGUAGUCGUUUUAUAGUACAAUUUCAUUUUUUUACCUGUUAUGUGAUACGUACUCAGUGUAUAUCAUUUAAUACAUAAAUUAACCUCAACAUAAGUCUUUUACAAUCGUUUAUCAAUUAAUAACUAACUUGAUUAUUUUUUCCAUCUUUUAAAGUUUAAAUAAAUGAUAUACCUGGGAUGAUGUUAAGAGUGAAGCAUAUCAAAGAUAAAAUUAGAAUUUGAUGUUGGCGAGUGAAGAACUUUGUCAAAAGAAUUCUGAUUUUUUAUCCCAUGUUCCUUUUAUAUAUUAUUGUUAGAUAUUUCUAAGCAAAUAUUGUUAUGAUACACAUUUAGUUACGUCAUCAAAAAUGAAAUAGAUAAUCAAAAUAUUUAGCACUCUGCAAAAUGACUGACCUUUCACACAGUUUAUUUUUACAAAGAUAAAUAAUACGUAUAAUUAAUUAAGCACAUCUGCAACAAAAAAUAAUAUAUAGACAAACAAUUUGAUCUCUUAUGCAAUUAAAGCUUUGCUUGUAUACUGAUAUAUUUUUGAUAAUGUAUGUACUGAAUGCACUGUUAAUUAUGAUGAUUUCUCUUCCUUAAUUUCUAUACUCAACGCACAGUAAAUUGCGAUGGUUUGUUUCUGCUAAUGCAUGCCAUCAAAUAACUGUUAAUUAUGAUGCUUUUAUCAUGCUAAUUAAAUGGACUCCACAGAGGCUUUUUUUGAUAUGACGAAACUGAAAAUAAAAUAUAUUUUCGCAAAUAAUGUUCCUUUCCAUUUGACAUCCGUCUAGACCAAUUACAUGUGUGUACAAUUUUAAAUCAUUCUCCAAAUUCUGUUUUCCAGAACAAUUAUUAUAACUAUGAAAAAUGAUUCAAAACUGAAAGGCGUUGAAAUCGGACUAAGGAUAGCAUAAACAUACAAUUUUCGAGAAUAUUUUUCAAAUUCCUUUCGACAUUUUACUUUUUUAGGUGCCCCU